AUGGAAGGAGAAACAGCUCCCGAGGCCAAGAGAGCAUCCAGCAAAGCCAUGCGGAUCGCCCUGGGCAUCUUCGUGAGUGGCACCGUUGUGCUUGGCACCACGCUGUUCUUGGUGAGCCAAGGCCUGAUAAAGUUUCACUCCAAGCAACAGUACUGUUUGACCUCAGAAUGCAUUGAAGCUGCUGCUGGGAUCCUGAGCAAGAUAAACCACUCAGUGGACCCCUGUGAGGACUUCUAUGGCUUCGCCUGCGACGGCUGGAUCUCCAGCCACCCCAUCCCCGAGGACAUGGCCAACUACGGCGUCUACCCUUGGCUGCGCCACUCCGUCGACCUCAAACUGAAGGCCUUGCUCGAGAAGCCCAUCAGCAGAAGACGAGACAGUGAAGCUGUCCAGAAGGCCAAGGUCCUGUAUGCCUCUUGCAUGAAUGAGAACAGAAUCGAGAAAGCCGACGUGAAACCCCUGCUGAGUUUGCUGAGGCAUUCCCCCUUCCGCUGGCCUGUGCUGGAAGCCAACCUUGGACCUGAAGGGCUGUGGUCAGAAAGGAAGUUUAGCUUGGUCCAAGCCUUGGCAGCUCUUCGUGGCCAGCACAGCACCUCGGUCUUCAUCCGUCUCUACGUGGCUGCUGAUGACAAAGCCUCCAGCCGCUACAUCCUGAAGCUUGACCAAGCAAGCCUCUCUCUUGCAUCUCGAGAGGAUUACCUAGAAAACACCACAGAAGCCAAAUCUUCCCGAGAUGCCUUCUUGCAGUUCAUGGUGGACACAGCAGUGCUGCUGGGCGCCAACGCUUCCCGAGCGGAGCAUGACAUGAAGGCUGUUCUAAACCUGGAAGUGAAAAUAGCUGAGAUCAUGGUUCCAUAUGAAAAUCGAACAAGUGAGGUGAUGUACAACAAAAUGAACCUAUCAGAGCUCACUGUCAUGAUUCCACAGUUUGACUGGCUGGGCUACAUCAAGAAGGUGAUUGACACCAAGCUCUAUCCUGAGCUCAAAGACAUAGGUCCUUCAGAACACGUGAUUGUCCGUGUUCCUCAGUACUUCAAAGAUUUAUUCAGGAUAUUAGAAAAUGAAAGGAAAAAGACUCUUGCCAACUAUCUGGUGUGGAGGAUGGUUUAUGCCAGGCUGUUUAACCUCAGCAGACGUUUCCAGUACCGCUGGCUCGAGUUCUCUCGGGUGAUCCAUGGAACCACAACUUUGGUGCCUCAGUGGGAUAAAUGCGUGGACCUGGUCGAAAGCUCUCUCCCCUACGUCGUGGGGAAGAUGUUUGUGAAUGCCCAUUUCCAAGAAGACAAGAAGGAGAUGAUGGAGGAGCUGACUGAAGGGAUUCGCUGGGCCUUCAUUGACAUGCUGGAAAAAGAAAAUGACUGGAUGGACUCUGAAACGAAAAGGAAAGCUCUUGAGAAGGUAACAACAUUUAAAUGUGGAAUGGUGAAGUCCUGGUACAGUGAAGAUUUGACUUGACUGAAGUUUACAGAAAGUGAUUACUUUGGCAACGUGCUGCAAACUCGCAAGUACGCAGCCCAGGCUGAUUUCUACUGGCUUAGAAAAGAAGUCCCCAAAACAGAGUGGUUUACAAGCCCAACUACAGUCAAUGCUUUUUACAGUGCAUCCACCAACCAGAUCAGAUUCCCAGCAGGAGAAUUGCAGAAGCCUUUCUUUUGGGGAACAGAAUAUCCUAGGUCAUUAAGCUAUGGUGCCAUAGGAGUCAUUGUUGGCCACGAGUUUACUCAUGGGUUUGACAGCAAUGGUCGGAAAUACGACAAAAAUGGAAAUCUAGACCCAUGGUGGACAACUGACUCUGAGGAGAGAUUUAAAGAGAAAACCAAAUGCAUGAUUGAUCAAUACAGCAACUACUACUGGAAGAGAGCUGGCUUGCACGUGAAAGGCAAAAGGACUUUGGCAGAAAACAUUGCAGACAACGGAGGCUUGAGAGAGGCUUUCAGGGCAUACAGGAGAUGGAUAACAGAGAAGAGAGGAGGAGAAGAAGAACCUUUACUGCCAGGCCUGGAGUUCACACACAAUCAGCUGUUCUUUCUGAGUUAUGCCCAUGUAAGAUGCAACUCCUUUAGACCAGCAUCUGCAAGAGAGCAAAUAUAUGUUGGAGCUCACAGUCCUCCUCAGUUCAGAGUUAUUGGCGCCAUGAGCAACUUCGAGGAGUUCCGGCGAGCUUUCGGCUGCCCACCCAACAGCACCAUGAACCGCGGGGCAGAGUCCUGCCGCCUCUGGUAG
Molecule: messenger RNA, 2223 nt
Organism: Indicator indicator
Lineage: Eukaryota; Metazoa; Chordata; Aves; Piciformes; Indicatoridae
Gene: PHEX
Product: phosphate regulating endopeptidase X-linked
Exons: 21
Biological process (GO): protein processing
Cellular component (GO): plasma membrane
Molecular function (GO): metalloendopeptidase activity
Source: RefSeq, a predicted model, not a curated record